Colletotrichum orchidophilum is the source of this 1218-nucleotide messenger RNA. RefSeq lists its product as uncharacterized. NCBI's taxonomy places the organism in Eukaryota, Fungi, Ascomycota, Sordariomycetes, Glomerellales, Glomerellaceae. The transcript has 3 exons. Bases 1 to 1218 code for a protein of 405 amino acids. The record is from RefSeq and is a predicted model, not a curated record.
AUGGCGUUCUUCGCAUUUAUGGGCGAUUCACCGUCUCCCAUGACCGACAUUUUCUCGCUCUCAUUUAUGCGGACAUUUCUCGAGACAUCAUUACCUGUCCGUGCUAUAGUCACGACAAUUGGUAAAAUAUGUCUAGAGUAUUCCAAGACGACCGCCUUGGAAAAGAAGCAAAAAGCUGCAGCUUCGAUCAUGGCGCAGGACCGAUCUAAACUCAAAGAGUUCCUUGACGUUCUCACAUCGCCAGGAGGUAGUGAUCAGCACUUGAUGUUGCUAUACGGUAUCCUGUUGGCUUAUGCCGAGACGAUGACUGGCCAGUCAUGGCUUUUCUUCCAGGCCACAAUGACAAAGCUAACGGGGAGUCUCCAAGAGCAAGUACAGCUGUGGAAAAGAACGCCACUUUUAUACUUUGACAAAGGACUACUAAUGAACUAUUCGCUUUUGGCCACAUGCUACUCUCUAGUGUCGUUCGAGGACACCUUUCUUGUCGACGUCGAACUCUACGAUCCCAAGCCUUUUGACAACAUUGAUUCGAUUACUAGCCAAGUCCGCGUCAACUCGGCCAUAUUACACCACUACACAAAGUUCGUUGCAAACUUUGCAAGACUGCAUCACAAGGCAACAAAGUGGGUGCGACAAGCGCGGCACGUUUUAGACAACCGCCAUUUGGCUGCAGAACCGCCGUCACACGAAGAACUUAGGGCGAUGCUAUCAGACGCCGGGCUAUUGCAACAAGGGAUGGAGAUCUUUAAAAGCUCUGCGGCGGCCAUGGACGUGAUGGAAAAUCUCCGUGGAGAGAGAGACGAAGACAGCGACGAAGCGCACAAGACCGAUUUCAGCACCCUGCGCGAGGCAUUCUAUCAUUUCGCGCUCAUGGGUAUCACGCGAACGUUUUGGGACCCAACUUGGAAACUCGUUGACGAGGACUUGCCGCACAUGGCAGACAUGCCGCAUCUCGAGACGCAUGGCUUGUUCGUUCUCGAAAGGCUAGAGCAGCGGACUCCUCUUGUCGGGUUGGAGUCGUGGAGCUAUCUGGUUCCUCUCCUGGGCGUUGCCCUGGAGGCUAGAAGAGACGACAUCAGACAGCGGGUAGAUGUCUUGAUGAAUAGCAUUAUGGACAAAGGCUUUGCGAUCGUUGGGGCAAUGCUGGCCGACGCGAGGAUGAUUUGGGAAAUGGAUUAUAAAUCUAUACAUGAGUGCAUCGGGCCUGUGGCCUGGUGA